Prunus armeniaca (apricot) is the source of this 597-nucleotide messenger RNA. The record is from the annotation of a GenBank genome assembly. NCBI's taxonomy places the organism in Eukaryota, Viridiplantae, Streptophyta, Magnoliopsida, Rosales, Rosaceae.
AUGAAGUGGAUGUCCUACUUGCAACAAUUCAACAUCAUUAUCAAGUAUAAGAAAUGGGUUACAAACAAGUUGGCAGAUAUGUUGUCUAGACCUCCAGGACAUUCCGCUUUAUUGGUGGCUAUGCAACUCCAACCUGUGAUACUUUUCGAGUACGUAACAAGUUAUGAUAAUGAUCCAGAAUUCAAAUUGUUCUUUGAUAAGCUACAACAUGGGAAGCCAUGCCAAUUUGAGAUGAAGGAUGGUUUAAUAUUCAAGGGAAAACAACUAUGCAUCCCCAACAAUGGAAACCGAUUGCGAUGGAUAAGGGAGGUUCAUACUUCUAGAUGUGCAGGUCACUUCGGAGUUGACAAAACCCUCCUUAAUCUACAACGUUAUGUUUAUUGGCCUCAGAUGCAUGUAGAUGUUUCUCAUUUUAUUCGAGGUUGCGUGUUAUGCAACACCCAUCGAGGAAGUUGGGGUUGUAUACACCACUUCCGGUACCAAAUAGGCCUUGGGAAAGUAUCUCAAUGGAUUUCUUGGGUGGUUUGCCUACAACCACAACUACCACUGGGUUUGAUUACUUGUUUGUUGUGGUGGACAGAUUUAGCAAAAUGGUGA